AUGGAUUGGCUCGCUGAGUACCAUGUCAUAUUGGACUACUCCGUGAGGACAGUCACGUUCUGUAUACCCAGCGUGCCAGAGUUCCAAUUUAUUGCUGAGCCCAAAGGAGAGCAGCUUUCCUGCCUGUUGUCGUGUGUCAUUGAGGAGUCAGCUGCUUUGAGUAUCGACCAGAUGCCAGUCGACAUGCCACGCAGGAGAGUGACCCGAUCGACUCUCGCACCACCACCUAAGACUCCCGCUCCACCACUUGCGGCUCCUGCCCUACCACCUACAAUCCCCACUCCACCAUCAGAAGUUCCUACCACCCAUCUUAAGGAUGCUGCUCCUCCACCAAAGACCGAUGCGGAUCCGACUGUAUCUGGCGAGCCAGACCCAAUGGUAGCUGAGAGAUGGAGCGUCGAUGUGAAGAAGAUAUUCAAUACGAUGGAAUGUACGACCGAGCGGCAAGUCUGA
Molecule: messenger RNA, 453 nt
Organism: Magnolia sinica
Lineage: Eukaryota; Viridiplantae; Streptophyta; Magnoliopsida; Magnoliales; Magnoliaceae
Product: lysine-rich arabinogalactan protein 19-like
Exons: 3
Coding region: 1-453 (150 amino acids)
Source: RefSeq, a predicted model, not a curated record